Molecule: messenger RNA, 1122 nt
Organism: Benincasa hispida (wax gourd)
Lineage: Eukaryota; Viridiplantae; Streptophyta; Magnoliopsida; Cucurbitales; Cucurbitaceae
Source: RefSeq, a predicted model, not a curated record
UUAAUCUAGGCAUAUCCCGACUAAUAAAUCUGGGUAUAUCCGACGCAGUCCAGAGUCGAAAAUAUUGUAAAAAGUUAAAACCCUAACUUUCUUUUUUAUUUCCAUCUGGCCGCCGCGCGAUACAUUGGCGUUCUUACCUCACCCGCCGUACACAGCUUCUCCGCUCCCUCAAACAAUCCUCUUCGACAACACAGCUUCUCCUCUCCACUCCCUCGCCGGAAACGAUGGAUGAUGGAGUGUUUUCUUUGGGUACUGUAUCCGAUUGGGGAUAAUUUUUGCCCAAAUUUCGAAGAUAAAACUUUAGAUAUUUGGUUCCAACUGAAAAUGCAGAUAUUGUAUUAACACUUUGAACACCAAAAUGUUAGGAUCACCACAUGAAUAGACAAAGAAAAGUGGCAAAGUGUCCUCUAAAUGAGGUAGGAAAAACGAGAUGUCCAUGUAAGCAUUGUCAGAUUUCAAUGUCGCAGUCACUGGACAGGAUAGAAUGUCAUUUAUUUAUGAAUGGAAUGUCCCCUUCGUACACUCAAUGGGUUUAUCAUGGAGAACCUGCAAACUUAGCUCGAUUCCAGACAAACAUUAGUUCUUCUAUAGAUGAUAGAGUAAGUAGAGAGUUUAAUGUUGAACAUGAUGAUGAUGAGAUGUUUGGUCUUCUAAAUGAUUUGCAAGGGUCAAUGAUAAAAGGGGAAGGAGAUGUAGAUGAUGAAGAAGAUUUUAAGGAUGGAAUGCCUACUAACACUGAAGAAAGGGAUAAUUCAAACAUUUUUGAGGAGUUGAUAGCUGAAGCACGAAAUCAAUUCUACCCUGGUUGUGCUAAAUUUUCCUUGUUGAACUUCUUAGUGAGGUUGAUGCAUAUCAAGGUCCUCAAUGAUUGGAGUAACAAGUCUUUUAAUAUGUUACUAAACUUGUUGAAAGAUGCGUUUCCAACCGGUGCAUCUAUACCAGUUACGUUCUAUGAAGCUAAAAGAAAGCUACGUGACCUAGGAUUAGGAUAUGAUCCACGCUUGCAAAUAUGAUUGUAUAUUAUUUUGGAGAGAGUUUGUUGAUUGACCAAAGUUGUCUAGUAUGUGGUGAGUCUUGAUAUAAAAUAAAGGAUGGAAAAGGUAAGAAAAUCCCACAUAAGAU